GGCGCCACCCAGCAUCGAGGCAAGCAAGAGCUAUGAGCAGAAAGCGCCCGACUGUGUAUUAUAAACGAUUAAAUCCCUGGUACGGAUUUAAUGGUAGCCUUGUGUGGUAUCACUUCAACACAGAUAUUGAACGGAUGAUCCGCAAUAAAAACAAGAUGGCAGCAUGUGGCGGCAGUUACUACAGGUGGUAUUUACACUACAGAAGUCAAGGGAGGCCACUCCAAUUCAUCGAUUUUUACAAGUACACUCAAACUGGCUUGUCUCAAAGGUCUACCACAGCAGGAGGCCUACCCCCCUGAUGUGCUGACCGCACGUGGAGAGGUCGUGUUAGCUUCACCAAGUGCCGACGAAGCCUUGCACUAUAUAUAUAUAUUUCGGUAUAUAUAUAUAAAUGUCAAGGUCUCUUCAUGUUUACCGAGAAACAUAUGAAGUCCGCUCAACCAAAUACGGUUCGACAGCUUUCUAUCACAAUUAUGGACCGCCCCUUUCCAGGUUUGGGUUGUAGGUGUACCGGCGGUAGCUUGCAACUCAACGAGUGGGGGAACCCCCGAGGCACUAAAAACACAUGUGAUUAAUGGAUCCAAAAUGAAAAUGCAGUCUGAAAAUGUUAUGUUGAACACACGUGCAUUGUGUAGCUCCGAGUCAAAGGACACCGGUGGACACGAACAAGAGGAAAUUAACGUGCAAUCUGCAGACAAUUGUAGCUGUUGUGCAAAAUGUCGGCGCAGGAUCCAAAUUAUUACCUUUUGUAGUUUGUGUGUUGUCAUCAUUUCAAUGUGUUGCGUCACAAUUGGGUACACUAAUCACGCAUGCGCACUGACAAAGGAAACGUUUAAUUCGAGAUUUCUUAACCUUGAACAGAAACUCAACAGACUUCAGAAAAAGUAUUUAAUCACAAAAGUUUCAAAUUUAAUGACACAGCGUGACUCCAUCAUUCAACGACAAAACUUGGGAGACAACCAAAGUGAUGGAAGCUCUAUGGAUACAAAUAUCCCAGAAGAAAUCAACACCGUCAAGAGGUCCGUGAACAAAUGCGACAGAGCAAGAAAUGAGAAAAAGAGAUUGAAGUGUCUGAAAAGACAGAAAAGAAAGAAAAAACAAAUGCCGACCGGAAGCUCUUUGGUAAGGCUUGUGAAUAACACUAUACACAAGACCUUAAUGGAAACGGUGAAACAGGUCGUAGCGAAAGCUAUGGAAAAGCGGGCUCUACUGUCAGUGCAUUUUGAGGGUGACGGUAAUGAACACCGACCUCGGGGUAAUGAGGCUUUUGCAGGAAGAUUCCACAAAUGGCAGUACUCUGAUUGGGCAUAUCAAAGAGAAGACCUGAAGAAAAAGUUUAAACUUUACCACGAAAGUGGAACCGUUGUGAUUUCUGAGGAAGGGAUAUACUUGUUGUAUGCUCAGGUAACAUUGAUGGGGAAACCAGACCAGGGCUUCAAGGUAGUUGUUCAGCAUGACAAUAAGCAGCAGAAAAUUUUAACGAAAUGUAUGAUGGACUUUCAAUCUGAGCAAGAUGGCGGACAAGAUCUGAACGAAUGGCAAGAGGAUGGGAAUAUUACCUGCUCUUCUGUUGGGGUAUUUAGACUUGAAAAGGGUGAUAGCGUAUUUCUAAAGCAUUCUAAAGACACAAAUGUGAAAGCUGACUUUCGGGGAAAUGCUUCUUUCUUUGGCUUCGUAAAGUUAGGAUGAUCAUCUUGUUCUGUGGUGUGUGGAAGUAUAAAGACAAUGCUACAAAUACGAAAGUCGUAGUCAUGGGAUAUAGUGUAUUGUGUGAAAGCAUCAUUUGGUGUCAUCGAUUAAGAAGAUCCUUCUGAAACACCUGGACAUAUCUUUUUACUUUUUCAAGGCCAUUAUGCAAAUAUUUUUUGCAUUGGCCUCGUUUUAACAAUUCAAAACAUUUGGUUUCGUUAUAUUUUCGACAUUUUGAUACCAUAAAACUUGAUCAAAAAGACGUUUAGCUUGUAAAUAAUGAAAACAUCAUAUACAAUUUAAUAUUUAUUGAGAUUGACAUUGGUAUUAUUAAUAUGUGAUGAUUGACUGUUAAUAACUUAGUGUCCUGGUGAGACUUGUAUCCAAAAUGUCUGAAUUGGAAUUCCUAUUUAACAUUUUAAAUCAUUUCUUUGCUUACUGGUUCAGAUAUUGAUAAUCUUAUGCUCUUUUAUCAUAUAAAAGAAAAAAAAAUAUUUCCCGACAACAAUUUACUGGGACAGGUAAAAAUCAUCUAACAAAAACAAGAUACCUUUUAUGUUUGAAAAUAUGCUUAGAGGUUUUUAAAUUGUGGAGGUGUCAUAUUUACAGCAAGUACAAAAUCAAUUAAUUUGUGUAUUAUAUAUAUUAUGAAAAAAAAUCUUCAAGAAAUAUUUCAUUGAGCAGCAUUCUCGGAUAUCUAUAUGUCUCGGAAUUCGAUGUAAUUUUAGGAUUUUUCAGAUUUGCAUAUUUCUAAUUGAAAUACAUGAAAUAUAUCUACUGAGUGCAAUUUAACUACUCGUCGUGUUAUUAAUGUUUCCAAUGAGCAGGUUUUUGAAAUUAUAAUGGUAUUACUGUUUCUUAUUGCAUUCAUACUGUAUAAUUGUAUGUACAAUAAUGGUUUGUGAAAUAAGAUUUAUUUCUGUAUUAUUAAAUGUUUGUUCGUAAAAUUAAUUGACAUAACAUACAGACAUUCCUAUCAAAGAAUGGUAUGACAUGUCUUGUACCAAAUAUCGAAACUAUUAUGUAUCGAUUCUUAUUUUUUAAUGAAAGGAUACCCAACGAAA
This is a messenger RNA of Pecten maximus, 2753 nucleotides long. RefSeq lists its product as uncharacterized. Gene Ontology annotation, molecular function: tumor necrosis factor receptor binding; receptor ligand activity. The record is from RefSeq and is a predicted model, not a curated record. NCBI's taxonomy places the organism in Eukaryota, Metazoa, Mollusca, Bivalvia, Pectinida, Pectinidae. The transcript is spliced from 10 exons. Gene Ontology annotation, cellular component: membrane. The coding region runs from base 586 to 1689 and encodes 367 amino acids. Gene Ontology annotation, biological process: immune response.